Messenger RNA from Didymodactylos carnosus, 2121 nucleotides. The record is from the annotation of a GenBank genome assembly. Lineage: Eukaryota; Metazoa; Rotifera; Eurotatoria; Philodinida; Philodinidae.
AUGGUCCUGUUUUUCCUCGUAAUUGGUCUAACGUUCACUAUACUGUUUGAUUUAUAUAUCAGUUCCACGAGAUUUUAUGCUAUAUUUUCGGCAUUUUUACGCCUUCUAUGCAUUAUUAUUGCUCUCGUCUAUCGAUCUAUUUAUGAUAAUUAUGACAGAAAAGAAGAACAAAAGAAUACGAAAAUAAAACGUGGAAAAUUUUGGACUCAAUUUAAAAACAUUUUUUUAAUUAUUGGAACAUUAAUGCAAAGUUCAACAAUUUAUUAUCUUCUGUCAUCUAAAGAACAACUCUCAAUUUACAAAUGGGUAUUAUUGACGUUAUUUCAAAUGUCCAUGCCGUUAUUCACUUAUCUAUGGAUCAAAAGAAUUGAAAAAGAAGAUUUAAGCUAUUUACAAAAUAUUUGGUUUGAAAUCUUUGCAGAAAAACAAGAUUCUAACACUGAUGUAUUUGUACCAUUAUAUACCGGUCGAUUGUUGAGUAGUGUUGCAUUCAAAGAAGCAUGGCCUGAAUUUAAACAAAAUUUGAUUAUGUUUGUUAUUGUCAAUUUUUCUCAAGGUUUUUUGGGUGGCUUUCGUAUUGGAGUGUUUGCAAUAUGUGUUUCACGUUUGAAUAUGCGACUAAAAACAAAAUUAUUUCAAUCAUACCUUAAACAAGAAAUUGGAUUUUUUGAUACUCAUGAAAGUGGCAAGUUAUUAUCGCGAUUAAAUCAGGAUACUCAAGUCAUGAGUUCUAUAGUAGCAAAUAAUAUAGCUCAAUGCGCUGGUGCCUUGGUAAAAUUUGUCGGAACAUUAAUUAUGAUGAUUAAACUAUCCUAUCAUCUUACAAUAGCUUGUUUAAUUGGCGCACCCUUGAUAUUAAUAGUUGCAAAAAUUAGUGGAACAGCACAUAGACGCGUAUCUGAGAAAGUGCAAACUUUAUCUGCUGAAGCAUCAGAAAUAUGCGAAGAAACAAUACAAACCAUUCGUACAGUAAGAAGUUUUGGUAAUGAAGAUGGCGAAUUGAAAAAUUUUAUUUCAAUUUUACGUCAAGCUUACAAAAUAUCUCUUAUUCAAGCAGCAAUAUCAGCAGGUCAAAAAUGGUUUGUAGAGUUAUGUCAGUUGGGUAUGAGUGUCGUUAUGUUAUCAUAUGGCGCAAAAUUAGUACGAGAUAAUAAAGUGGCGGGUCCAGAUUUACUUGCGUUCGUUAUUUAUCAAUUGACACUCGGUGCUAUAUUAUCGGAUAUAUCGCAAAUUUAUACGUCAAUGAUGUCAGCAGCGGGAGCAAGCGAGGCUGUAUUCGACUAUCUAGAUCGGAAACCCAAAACGCUCGUCGGUAAUAAUCUGCAACCAGACGAAUUUCAAGGAGAGAUUGAAUUUCAACAAGUAUCACUAAACUAUCCGGCACGUCCAAACGAAAUUGCUCUUGAUAAUAUUUCAUUCAAAAUUGCAUCCGGUCAAAUUUGUGCGUUCGUUGGUCCAAGCGGAUCAGGUAAAUCCACUUGUAUCAAUCUUCUGGAACGGUUUUAUGAUCCAGGUAUGGGAAAAAUACUUAUCGAUGGACACGAAAUUGCAGAUUUUGAGCAUAAAUAUUUGCAUAAAAAAAUCGCCAUGGUUAGUCAAGAACCGGUAUUAUUCAAUCGAUCAAUUCGUGAGAAUAUUGCCUAUGCAUUGGAUGAUGAAGUUAAUAAAGAAUUAUUAACUGCAGAAAUAAUUGACGCAGCUAAAUUUGCCAAUGCUCACACAUUCAUUACUGAGCUAGUAGAUGGUUAUGACACACAGUGCGGUCAAAGGGGUGGACAUUUGAGUGGUGGUCAAAAACAGAGAUUAUGUAUAUCUCGUGCAAUUAUUAGAAAGCCAACCAUUCUUUUAUUAGAUGAGGCAACGUCAUCCUUAGAUCCAGUAAAUGAACGUUUGAUUCAAGAUGCUUUAUUCGAAAAUAAGAAAGAGAAACGAACAAUCAUUAUAUCGGCGCAUCGUUUGAGUACAAUUGAAAAAUGUGACAAAAUAUUUGUUAUUCAUAAAGGGCGUUUGGUUGAACAAGGCACCCAUGAUGAAUUACUGUUGAUAAAUAAUGGCGUCUAUCAAGAACUUGUAAGACGACAAAAAAUGGAUUUGAAUGAAAAUGAAAAAGAAAUAGAAUGA